This is a messenger RNA of Myotis davidii, 3830 nucleotides long. Its product is annotated as UV radiation resistance-associated gene protein. The record is from RefSeq and is a predicted model, not a curated record. Gene Ontology annotation, molecular function: SNARE binding. Bases 117 to 1016 code for a protein of 299 amino acids. Lineage: Eukaryota; Metazoa; Chordata; Mammalia; Chiroptera; Vespertilionidae. Gene Ontology annotation, cellular component: endosome; lytic vacuole. Gene Ontology annotation, biological process: SNARE complex assembly. The transcript has 4 exons.
UAGGAAGCUCCUGGAAGAUGUGCUCUAUUAAUAUAAGGGAAUAAACCAGCAAGAAGAAAACAUCAUUCAAGGAAAAGAAGGGACCCAACACAGCAGAGAAGCAAAGGGGUCUCAGGAUGAUGGCGAAGGGAGGUUGUAGGAGGUUUCCAUUAUACCCCAAAGGAGGGGAGAAACUGCAAUUUGAUUAUGGUGUCUAUCUUCUGAACAAAAAUAUAGCACAGCUGAGAUACCAACAUGGACUUGGGACUCCAGACUUGAGGCAAACCCUUCCCAACCUGAAAAACUUCAUGGAACAUGGACUACUGGUCAGGUGCGACAGACAUCACACCUCCAGUGCAAUCCCUGUUCCAAAGAGACAAAGCUCCAUAUUUGGGGGUGCAGAUGGAGGCUUCUCUGGGGGCAUUCCUUCACCAGACAAAGGACACCGAAAACGGGCCAGCUCAGAGAACGAGAGACUCCACUACAGGACCCCCCCUCCCAGCUACAACUCGGCAGUAGCCCAGCCUGGGCCCACCGCCCCCUCCCUGGGAGAGUCUGAGAGAAAGACGACAACUCUGUCCUCCUCCUUGGAUACCUCCUUGGACUUCUCCAAAGAAAACCAGAAAACGGGAGUCGAUUUGGGCAACAGCUUAAACGUGGGCCCCGUGAGUGUAAACACUGGCCAAGAACAAGGAGAAGCCCUCCCUGGGCAUCCAGCCACGGUGAAUGGCUCUCUCCUACCCAGCGAGCAGGCCGGCCCCGCCAGCGCCCAGCUCCCGGGGGAGUUCCACCCCGGCUCAGAAGCUGAGCUCUGCUGUGCCGUGGAGCAAGCGGAAGAGAUCAUUGGGAUGGAAGCCACCGGUUUCACCUCCAGUGACCAGCUAGAAGCGUUUAACUGCAUCCCGGUGGACAGUGCUGUGGCAGUGGAGUGUGACGAACAAGUUCUGGGAGAAUUUGAAGAGUUCUCCCGAAGGAUCUAUGCACUGAACGAAAACGUAUCCAGCUUCCGCCGGCCACGCAGGAGCUCUGAUAAGUGAAGCGAGCAGACAGACAGUAGGUCCAGGACAGGGCUACUGCCUAAAAUGAGGAUGAAGCUGCACUGGUUACCCUUUGUAAUAAUUAUGACACAAAAUAAAUAUUAAUGGAGGAUAUUCCUCGGGAAAAUACACUUUGUGAAUGGAGGAGGGACUCAGGAUCAUUGUGUAUCAGUGGGCCAGGCGAGGUUAGGUUUUGCUUGCAAGAUGGGCUUUACAGGCCUGACCGUUGUUUGAAGGCAAGUCACUCUCUAGCUUGAGUCACCUUAUAGGUAUUCGUCUGCUUUUUUAUUUGCUCUUCUAUGUUAUCCCCAGAGGGAAGAUGAUAAUAUAUAUAAAGAAUAUAAUGAACUCACCUUUAGUUUCUCAAGCAUUUGCCCUCACCAGUUUAUAAAACUUUGGGAAAAAAUUGAAUAUUUAGAAAAAGAUUUCUACCAUUUACUGAAGGACCUUUGGCCAUUCAUUAGGCUGAUGAAUAAGAAGCACAAUAGUCUCCUUAGACCCAGGCGCAUAUGCCCCUCCCCUUGCCCCCAUGCCUCACAGGCAACCGAGAGACUCCACUGUUGCCCCAUUUCACAGUGGAUGCAUUGUGCACCCUGAAGAAAGGACAUCAGAUUCACGGGUUCUCUAAUACAGUAGCUCUGACCUUCCACCUCCGCUGAUCAGCCAUGGCUUUGAGGUAGCCCUCAAAUUCGGUGGAUCCCAGGGACCCUUGAGGACCCCAAGGUUGUGUAAUCAACUGGCAUCCAAUCCUCUUUGAGGGCCAGAGUGUUUAUGUGGGCAGAUGCUGCAAUCAAAACUAGGCGCUUCCUGGCAGUGCACUCACCAGGCAAAAUCCGCUUGUGUACAGCCCAUGUUAAUUUAUUACAUUGCAGUUGGAAGACAUUGUAUGUGAUGAAGUAUAUAUAGAGAGUCAGGCCAUCCAAUGUGCAAACUGCAAGGCAGUUGAGGUUGUCGGACUAAUACUAGAUGAGGUAUAGAAUACUAUUGAUAUGUGUGCACUUGCAUAAAUAUUAAAUUAUGUUUUUGAAGUCCAACUGUCAUUCCUGGAGCUCAAAUUUCGUUUGCUAUUGCUUUACAUUUUAUUUACCCAAGGAUAUCGCCUCAGGGUUGCAAGUUCUUUAAGGAAAAUUUAUCCGUGUAUCCAUGUAUUGUAUAGAGAAUAAAAAUUGAGUGUACUUCACUCGACCUGAUUUUUUUUUUUCCAGCUUCGAAUUCCUCUUGAAACUACGUUUCCAUGUAUUUCGUCAAGAUAGGACCAGCCCGAACAAAACUGGGGCUGCAUCUAAGCUAAUGUGUUGACUUCAUUUGAAUUUACCUGUUGUUAUAGCAACACAAACACCUUCACUGGUGUACUCUCUAGUAGCAUUUGUCCUACAUAACAUCUUAACUCAUAGGUUUCAUAAUCAUUUUCAUAUUUUUUCCAAGCAUUCCUGGGCUUGAUUUUAAUUUAUAGCCACAUUUGAAAUGGAAUAGCUCAUGUUGUUGUUUUCCAUGUAAAGGGAACUCACAGAAUCAUUGCAUGACAGACAGACCCAGCUCGCAAGCAAUUAAAAGCUUUAACUCGAUCUCAAGAAGUCCGUAUGAAUUCCACAUAAAAAGGUAGGCUAUUCCAAAGCUGGAGUAGAAGCCAUCUGUAGAGGCCCAGCUUCUUUGCACUGUACUGUCAUUCGUUUUAGAAUCAAAGAGGGUGGAGAUAGACACAGUCUAGAUAUACGUCAGACUGGUCUGUGGGCUCCUCCAAUGAAGUAACAGUACCCCGCCCCCCCCCCCCCCCCCAAAAAAAAGGUUUUGAAGGACUGUGUGAGAAUUAAACAAUGGACUGUGUGAGUGAAUCACAUGUGAUUGUGAUUUUCCAAGAUAUGAGAGUGGACUUAAAACUAUGCCAAACUCAGAGACAAGGUAUGUCCACUGCAGGCCCUACAGCCUGGCUCCUGGCAGCACCACACAGAGGGCCCCACUCAGAACCCCUGUCCCGGUGUUCAUCUCGGGUUCCAUGCGGCCAGAUGGCGCUCUGGGGCUCCAUCCACGCGACUCUCGUUUGUGAUUACCUGAUUCCUGGGUUCACAACGUUUCACCCCCCAACAGUGCCAUGAGUGUGAUUAGUUUGCUCAGAGCCGAUCAGUAGUUACCUAUACAUUUGCUUGAUCCACAGGGUCCAAUGAUGUUAGGCCUGAAAACACCACCUAGGUUUGGGUUUGUUUAGUUUGCAUUUUGUGUUUUCAUUUGAAUAUUUUUGAUGUCUGCAGUUUCUGUCAUGACCUGGGUAGAACCUGCAGUAUUCCAUGUCUCCAGAAAUAACUGUUCCAAUGUCUUCCAAUGCUGCAGAAUUUGUUUUGCCUCUAAAGUGGCCAUAGCCAAAGGAUGGGAUGAGUUAUCAUCUACUAAUCUUUCUAGUCUUGUAAAUCACUAAAACAUCAAGUUUGCUUCAAGGAUGGCUAGACGUUGAAGUGAAAGCUCACCACUAUCCAAUUCUGCACGACUAAGAGCCCUUACAGCUUUCAUGUAGCUGAGACACUUUUAACAGCCAGCAAAUGUUAUCAAAUGGAUAUUUGAUUGUGUUUUCUCUCUCCACUUCCUCUUACCCACUUUAGAAAUUCCAGAGAUUUUUCCCCCCUCAGAAUAUUAGUUUUGGAAGAUUGUAUCCAGCUAUAUUUUUUUAGCAGUUCUAAUGGUGCCCAUUUACCCUGACCUAGCCGGUUAUUUAAAUAAUUUUUUAAGCCACCACCAAUAAUAAAUGGCAUGUGAAACUGAUCUGUUGGUAAUUGGAAGAAAACUCAGCAUCUGUAUUUAUAAAAUAAAAUUGAUUAGUAUUUA